Messenger RNA from Fusarium proliferatum ET1, 447 nucleotides. RefSeq lists its product as uncharacterized. The transcript has 2 exons. The coding region runs from base 1 to 447 and encodes 148 amino acids. The record is from RefSeq and is a predicted model, not a curated record. Lineage: Eukaryota; Fungi; Ascomycota; Sordariomycetes; Hypocreales; Nectriaceae.
AUGUGCUACUUUGAACAAACUCGCCGGGCAUUCGGCUACUGGCGUUGGGGUCACUUCCGCCAGCAGUGCAACAAAGAAUACCGCAUGGGCGAAACCUGCGGCCUGAAGCUUGUCUACGAAACCAGGACCGAAAGAGACGUUUGCAAGCUCUGCCACGACACAGAGAAGAAGCAGCGCAGGUAUGACAAGAUGUAUCGAGACGUUCAGCGCUGGCAGAGGGAGGGCAACCGAAAUGCCACCAUUGAGCGAACGUGUGCUGAGAUGCAAGAAGCACUUGGCCAAAUCUAUCUGAAUGCGCGAAAUCUCAGCGAGUUCGACAUCCCUGAAAGAGUAGCUAAUAUCAAACUGUGGGGCUCUAAUGGGGUGUCGAGACAUGAUAAAAUGCAGGCACGCAUCGAAGAUACAGUACUACGGGGUCUGAAGAUGAGUCCAGUCAACGUCCUGUAG